AUGCCUGCCCUGAGUAAUUCAAUGUUACGACCACACAGUCGCUACAUUCACCUCAUCGUCAGCAUUGUUGUGGCUGCAUCUGCAUCAUCCAGCGCCGAAUCAUCGUCAGCAUUAUCCACCAACGGAAAUACACAGUUGCCAACAACGCCAUCUUCGGCUUCGCUAACAAUAAAAGCUAAUGAUCUCUCAUUGAACGUGGAGAACGGAUACCAGUUGGUGGUCGUUGUCGUUGCGCACUCUACAAACAUGACCGUGGACGUCAACCAAAGCCAGAGCAGAAAGCCUAGCCUCGAUUUCUGCAUUAACCUGACCUUAACCCAAAUACAUGACAACUUCACCGAGUGCCUGCCUCCUCUACCGAAGCAUCUUUAUUUCACUGACGAUAACAUCGUCUCCGUGGCUGCUUACUCCUGCAUGUUCAUUGUCGCUGCCUGUGGGAAUCUCACGGUGUUUAUAACAUUGUUCAGAAACAGAAGGGUCAAGUCAAGGAUCAACAUGUUUAUAAUGCAUCUGGCCAUAUCUGAUCUCAUUGUAACGUUUGUCAUGCUGCCUCUGGAGAUCGCCUGGAACUCGACCGUUGCUUGGUUGGCCGGGGAUGUGGCCUGCAGACUUCUCACCUUCUUCAGAGCGGUCGGCUUCUAUUUGUCGUCGUUUAUCCUUGUUUCAAUCAGUCUUGAUCGAUAUUUCGCCAUUAUGAGGCCGCUGUCAAUCACAGAUGCUGACCUGAGAGCUAAAGUGAUGUUGUUGAUUUCUUGGUUAUUGUCUAUUGUUGCCAGUGUGCCACAGGACGGACAAUUCAUUGAACACUUUCAGUGUUCAAACAAAAAUAUCAGAUCUAAUCGAAACGUAUCUGUAUAA
Molecule: messenger RNA, 858 nt
Organism: Candidula unifasciata
Lineage: Eukaryota; Metazoa; Mollusca; Gastropoda; Stylommatophora; Geomitridae
Source: the annotation of a GenBank genome assembly